Sceloporus undulatus (fence lizard) is the source of this 1383-nucleotide messenger RNA. It is a transcript of the gene TACSTD2, whose product is annotated as tumor associated calcium signal transducer 2. The transcript has a single exon. NCBI's taxonomy places the organism in Eukaryota, Metazoa, Chordata, Lepidosauria, Squamata, Phrynosomatidae. Bases 127 to 1053 code for a protein of 308 amino acids. Gene Ontology annotation, cellular component: membrane. The record is from RefSeq and is a predicted model, not a curated record.
AGAGAGCAGGUGCAUCCUGUCACACAGAAACUGGGAAGCUCUUGGUGUGGAUGGGUCUUGUCUUCAGGCUGCUGUAUUCUACCAUCUCUUCCUACAGUCUUCUCCCUGCUCAUCCUGGCCAAACUCAUGGAGUCUGCUUUGGGGGCUGCACUAUUUUUGAUACUUGUUGCAGCAUCAGCAGCCCAGGAUGGUUGUAUAUGUCCAAUGAAUAAACGGACAUUUUGUGACAUGGAAUCUGGUAGCUGUAUCUGCAUGGCUGUGGGUUCAAACCAGAUGGUGGACUGUUCGACACUGACUUCAAAAUGUCUCCUAAUGAAGGCAGAAAUGAGCACUGUAAAACCCAGGAAUUUCAUCAAACCUAAACAUGCCUUUUUGGACAAUGAUGGACUUUAUCACCCAGAAUGUGAUGCCAAUGGUAUCUUCAAAGCCAGGCAAUGCAACAACACAGAUACUUGUUGGUGUGUGAACAGCGCUGGGGUUAGGAGAACUGACAAGGGUGAUCAAAACAUGAGGUGCAGUGAGCUUGUCAGAACAAGCCAGAUCUUAAUCGAACUAAGGCACAAAGAACGAGAAGCUGCCUUCCUCGAGGCUGAAGUGGAAAACAGUCUCCGACAAUUCAUUCAGAAGCGGUACCUGCUCCAUCAAAAUUUCAUUCCUGCUGUCAAGUAUGACUACCCAUUCAUUCAAAUUGACUUGAAACAGAACCUUAUGCAGAAGUCUUACAGAGAUGUCGAUAUUGCAGAUGUAGCCUAUUACUUUGAAAAAGAUAUCAAGCAUGACUCUCUUUUUCAUUCUAAUAAUGCAUUUAAUCUCUCUGUCAGCGGAGAACCUCUAGAUAUCGAAGAGAUCCUAAUCUACUAUAUUGAUGAAAAAGCUCCCGAGUUCUCUAUGAAGCAGCUGUCAGCAGGCAUUAUUGCAGUGGUGGUCGUGGUAGUCUUGUCCUUUAUUACUGGGAUUACUGUGCUUGUGUUGACCAGACGGCGGAAGACUGGGAAGUAUGAAAAGGUGGAGAUUAAGGAGAUGAGAGAAAUGAGGAGAGGACAAAAUGCAUAGGUGGUUUGACUUGAACACAAAACUAAGAUUUUUGAGAAAAAUAGAAAGUAGAUAGCUAUAUUACUCUGUGUUUUUGAAGGAGGGAAGGAAUCUAGUUUUUCCUUUAAAAAUAAUGAAAGAGAAAAGCAAUAUCUUUACACAAACAUUUGCAAGUGGUAAUGGAUUUGUUUUUGUUUAAUAUGGUAGAGUAUAUAGUACAUUAUGUGUGUUUCAGAGAAACCCCCAUGUAUACCUCAUCAAUGAAUUCUCCUGUUUCAUAGUUAGUUUUUUAUUAAAGAAAGCAAAGUUGUUCCAUAGCUACACAGUUAGUUUAAUUUAUAUUAACUACAU